AAACAUCUCUUCAGGGGCUUCAAGCCAAGCUGCAUGUAACCGUCAGAUGCAGAGGUAGAGCAGCUUUUCUGGCCUUUUCUUCACAGUCUGGACUGCAUCCUGAGGAGACUGUUCAUGACAGGACGGGAAAAGACUAAAAACAAUAAUCAGGGUGGAGGAACGACCACCAGGCCCCCCGUCACAACACCUACCCCAUCCAACGAACCGUGGGACAAGUAUCGGCUGCCUAAGAGUGUGGUGCCAAUCCAGUACAGGGUGACGCUGUGGCCGCGACUGAAACCACAUCCAACCACUGGACUGUACAUCUUUACUGGUAACUCGGAUGUAGAGUUUGAGUGUGUGGAGGAAACCGACCUGAUUCUUAUCCAUUCCAACAAACUCAACUACACUACGCUGGAAAAUGGGCAGCUGGCAAAUCUCACCCCAGUCGGUGAAGGCAGUGUUCCGGCUAUCAAGUCCUCCUGGCGCCAGACGGUCACUCAGUACCUGGUUCUGCAGCUGGAUGGUAAACUGACGAAGGGCAACAAGUAUCACCUCUACACCGACUUCACUGGAGAGCUGGCUGAUGACCUGGGAGGCUUCUACAGGAGCGAGUACUGGGAGAAUGGAGUCAAGAAGGUUGUUGCUACCACCCAGAUGCAGCCAACAGACGCUAGGAAGGCCUUCCCCUGCUUUGAUGAACCGGCGAUGAAGGCUUUUUUCUUCAUCACUCUGAUGCACGAACCUGGAACGGUGGCUCUUUCCAACGGCAGAGACAUUGAGACGACCGAUGUUACUGUUGACGGCCAGACUGUGCAGAAGACGGUCUUUGAGCGAACUGAGAAGAUGUCCACCUACCUGCUGGCGUUCAUCGUCAGCGACUUUGAAUUCAUUAAUAGCACCAUUGAUGGAGUUUUGAUCCGUAUCUUCGCUCGUCGUUCUGCCAUUGCUGAUGGCCAAGGAGCGUAUGCCCUCAGCAUAACCGGACCCAUCCUUAAAUUCUUUGAGGAGUACUACAGCUCCAGCUACCCUCUGCCGAAGUCUGACCAGAUAGCUCUCCCAGAUUUUAAUGCUGGAGCCAUGGAAAACUGGGGUCUGAUCACCUACAGAGAGACGGCGCUGCUGUACGACGAGGAAUUCUCCUCUAACUCCAACAAGGAAAGGAUUGCUACCAUCAUCGCUCACGAACUGGCGCACAUGUGGUUCGGUAACCUGGUCACACUGCGCUGGUGGAAUGACUUGUGGCUGAAUGAAGGCUUUGCAUCAUACGUGGAGUACUUGGGAGCGGACAAGGCUGAACCCAGCUGGAAUGUGAAAGACCUGAUGGUGCUCAGUGACGUCCACAGAGUGUUUGCCAUCGACGCAUUGGCUUCCUCUCAUCCGCUGUCCUCUAAAGAGGAGGACAUCCAGAGACCGGCACAGAUCAGCGAGCUGUUUGAUGCCAUCUCAUACAGCAAAGGAGCAUCCGUCCUCAGGAUGUUGUCAGACUUCCUGACUGAACAGGUCUUCACAAAGGGACUCCAGACCUACCUGAAUGAGUUUGCUUAUGGGAACUCCGUCUACACAGACCUGUGGAAGCAUCUGGAAAUGGCUGUCAGCACCAGCGGCACCAACCUUCCCGACACCGUCACCAACAUCAUGAACACCUGGGUGCUGCAGAUGGGUUUUCCCGUGGUUACCAUCAACACCGCCGAUGGUGCCGUUUCCCAGCAGCACUUCCUCCUGGAUCCAGACUCUGAAGUCACUACUCCAUCCCCUUUCAACUAUCAGUGGAUUGUUCCAAUUAAGUGGAUGAAGACUAAAGUCGUCCAGGAAGCUGUAUGGCUGAAGGAUAAAACAGCUACAUUUGAACCGAUGAAGGUGACAGGCACCGACUGGGUCCUGGCCAACCUCAAUGUGGUUGGUUACUACAGAGUCAACUAUGACCAGGCCAACUGGGACAAACUGCUAACAGCUCUGAGCGGCACUCACACGGACAUCCCAGUGAUAAACAGAGCUCAGCUGGUGGACGACGCCUUCAACCUGGCCAGAGCAAAGAUCAUCCCAACAGUGCAGGCCCUCAACACCACCAAGUACCUGAAAAAUGAGCGGGAAUACAUGCCGUGGAAGUCAGCCUUGAACAACCUGGGCUUCUUUAACCUCAUGUUCGAUCGCAGCGAGGUGUACGGCCCCAUGCAGGCCUACCUGAAGAGCCAGGUCACACAUCUGUUUAAUUACUACAAGGAGCUGACAGGCAACUGGGUCAAAGUGCCCGAUGGACACAUGGACCAGUAUAACCAGGUGAAUGCCAUCAGCUUGGCUUGCAGUACAGGCCUGAAAGAAUGUGUAGAUCUGGUUAAAGGAUGGUUCAAGCAGUGGGAGGCAAGCGGCAACAACAUCAUCCACCCCAACCUGCGCUCCACUGUGUACUGCAACGCCAUCGCAGCAGGGGGCGUUGCAGAGUGGGACUUCGCCUGGAAGCAGUUUAAGAAUGCCAGCAUCGCUAUCGAAGCCGAUAAACUCCGCGCUGCGCUGGCUUGCACCAAAGAACCCUGGCUCCUGAACAGGUACCUGGAGUACACUUUGAUUCCAGACAUGAUCCGGAAGCAGGAUGCCACCUCCACCAUCGUCUACAUUGCCAACAAUGUGGUUGGUCAGUCUCUGGCGUGGGACUUCGUCAGGGCAAGGUGGUCGUACAUCUUCUCAGAGUACGGUGGUGGAUCAUUCUCCUUCUCCAACCUCAUCAAUGGAGUCACUGAACGCUUUUCCACUGAAUUUGAGCUUCAACAGCUGAUGCAGUUCAAGGCCGACAAUGCAGAAGUCGGUUUUGGCUCCGGGACGCUGGCGUUGGAUCAGUCCAUCGAGAGAACACAAGCCAACAUGAAAUGGAUUGCAGAGAACAAGGAGAACGUUCUGAACUGGUUCAAAGAUGAAGCUACAUCCUAACCUUAGCAGUGAAUCUGUUUACUUCUGCUUGUAAUAUAAAGAUGUAGUUUUUUCAUUAGAAUGUAUCUUGCAUUCUUUAAAACAGAAGCACAGUUAGCAUAUACCCAUGUAAACUUACAAUAUAACUUUGUUAUAAUUAACCUUUGUGCACAGCUUCCUUGUAAUUAUUUUUAUGUAUGUAUUUUCUUAUGUUUACAUACUAGCAGAUGGGAAAUUCUUAAUUCUAUAUUAUAUAUUGCCAUAGUAAUUUUAAGAGUUAAUGUUUGAUAAAUGUCCUUUUUUAAAACAGAAAUUUUUAUUCGCACUGGAUUGAUAUUGAAGAGAUUUUUAUAUUUAUUGAUUGGAUUAGUUCGGGUUAUGAAAGCUGCCUGUGUUAACAUCUUGUUAGCCUGAGCCACGACUUUUGUUUUUACGUUUUUUUAUUCUUCUGUUACCUCUGAUUAAACAGGACAUUAAUCCUUGAAAGUAAAUAUGUUCCUGUAGCCAUCACAGUUGUGGCUGCACAUAAUCAAACUUUCCUUUAAACAUCUAAACACCAUGUUUUAAAGUUAUAAUUUAUAAAAGACAAUAAAAAUGUUUCUUAUGAAUUC
Messenger RNA from Melanotaenia boesemani (Boeseman's rainbowfish), 3494 nucleotides. RefSeq names its product aminopeptidase N-like. NCBI's taxonomy places the organism in Eukaryota, Metazoa, Chordata, Actinopteri, Atheriniformes, Melanotaeniidae. Gene Ontology annotation, cellular component: cytoplasm. The record is from RefSeq and is a predicted model, not a curated record. The coding region runs from base 115 to 2904 and encodes 929 amino acids. Gene Ontology annotation, biological process: proteolysis; peptide catabolic process. Gene Ontology annotation, molecular function: peptide binding; metalloaminopeptidase activity; zinc ion binding. The transcript has 22 exons.